UGUCUAAACACUCCCAGCCCCCCCUCCACUUCCAGCAGCAUUUGGUGACAAUCCGUCAGCUGUUACAUGGCAUCAAGUGUCUCGUCAUAGGGACAGACUGAUAUAUGCUACACAACUGUCACAUCCAGGAAUCUUCUUCUACUGCUGCUGCUUUUACUUGGGAGCCUAAAAUGAGGAAGCUAUUCAGAGGCCCCCCUCCAGUCUAUGAGCUGGAAGCACUUCUAGACAGCUACAAAGGGGGUACGCAUCACGUGGACCAAGUCUUUCCAAACCUUUUCCUGGGGGAUGUAAAUAUUGCAAGAGACAGAAAACAAUUGAGGAAGAUGGGCAUCACACACAUCCUGAACGCAGCCCAUGCCUCGUGGGAAUUCACAGGGGAUAACAUUGAUUACGGACCUGAUAUCCAGUACUAUGGCAUCACUAUAGAAGAUUGCCCAGAUUUCGACAUUAGUGUAUUCCUACGUCCAGGGGCAAAGUUUAUUCACAAGGCUCUGAGUACACCUGGCGGAAAAAUUCUUGUACAUUGUGUUAUGGGUAAAAGCCGUUCAGCUACAAUGGUCCUUGCCUACCUAAUGAUUUACCAGCGCUUUACUCUGGCAGAUGCCGUUCGCCAUGUUUCUCAAUAUCGCUGUAUUGCUCCUAACCGUGGCUUUCUACAGCAGCUGCAACACCUCGAGAUGGAGUUACACUACAGCUUUUGGAGAUGCUAUAUGUUCUGAUGGCAUAAGAAGGCAUAUCAACUGGAAGAGCUUGUACAUGACCCUAAAAGGAUACUCCCAAGGCUUAUAUCACAAAAGAAAAAAAUCUAUUUAAAAAUGCCUGUAGUCUAAAAGCGUAUAAAGACCUGAAAAGCAAACCUUCAUAUAUUGCAGCUUACCAGUUCCUAGAUGGGGUGGCUGCAUUAGUUUAAUUUUUUUCAUUUGUUUUUCCUUUCAUUUUCACCCAGCAUUCCGCUGUGAAUAACACACUUCCUGUAUCUUGAUGACUACACCCUUUGCUCAACUGUAUCUAUGGAAGGAGUCAUGGUUUUCACACUGUCUGGACUUCAAACAUGUCUGCCUUUGUUUAUCUCCAUUACAUGGUGGUUGAUAAGACUAGUAGUUUACAUAAGACAGAUAAGGAUGUUUGCGCUUUUUUUUCAGCUCACAGCAAGUGACAAGGACACUGCCUUUCUGGUAAAAUCAACAUGCAUUUUCUGUAGAAAAUGUUCUUA
Molecule: messenger RNA, 1213 nt
Organism: Rana temporaria (common frog)
Lineage: Eukaryota; Metazoa; Chordata; Amphibia; Anura; Ranidae
Product: dual specificity protein phosphatase 13-like
Exons: 3
Coding region: 105-719 (204 amino acids)
Biological process (GO): protein dephosphorylation; negative regulation of MAPK cascade
Cellular component (GO): cytoplasm
Molecular function (GO): protein tyrosine/serine/threonine phosphatase activity; MAP kinase phosphatase activity
Source: RefSeq, a predicted model, not a curated record